Messenger RNA from Octopus sinensis (East Asian common octopus), 3340 nucleotides. Its product is annotated as probable serine/threonine-protein kinase DDB_G0282963. The record is from RefSeq and is a predicted model, not a curated record. The transcript has 2 exons. The coding region runs from base 541 to 3213 and encodes 890 amino acids. NCBI's taxonomy places the organism in Eukaryota, Metazoa, Mollusca, Cephalopoda, Octopoda, Octopodidae.
CAGGAUGUGAAAUGGUUUCGAGAUGUAAAAUAAAAAAGAAGACAUUGAUAUAAUGAUCGGAUUUAUUCGGGUAAGUGUGUUAGCAGUUUUCCGUGUUCGAGGAUUAAUAAAGAAGAACUGCUGCAAGUCCAUUAGUAUUUACAUAAACCGAACCUUGAACGACGCUCUGGCACACUCGGAGCGUGUAUGUAGGCUUUGGUCAAACGGGAAACGUGACGAUGACCCUUUGUUUUGGCCAAAGAAGGAAAAAAUUAGGGAAAAUAGCUGGGUAAUGUUUUACACUAAAAUAAUAAUAGGUGUCAUUAUUUAGCGUUACACCGUUAGUGAGGGGAGGCUAAACUCGAGUGAGACUAAAUGCAGUGAUUUGAUUGGUUGAUUCGUCUUUUCCAACAAAUUUAAACUUUGAGUUCGACUCAAAAACCCAGAAAUUGUCCGGUAAGCUGACAAGAAAAUGUUGUUAUUCUGUUUCCUAUUUUGAUUUAGUCGCUAUUUUAUAUCCUCGAUUUGUCUUCUGGAAGCGGCAAUGCAGUAGCUGUCAAGAUGGAUGGUUCAAACCCAAAUAGAAGGAGCAACACAAAGUCCCGUCGGCGAUCUUUGAGAACCCUUCAGCUAUCAGACAGCAGUGUGAAUCAAUCUCCAAGUGAUGCUUUGCCCCAGAACUAUGGCUCAGUAUGGAUUAACUACGACGCUCCAUCGCCAAAUCCCAAAUGCAGUCGCCGGAGUAUUUCCAGAAGAUCCAUCUGUGAUUCUUUUGCUCAGAGCAACAACAGCAUUAAUUGUCCGGGCAAAGAAAAUGUUUAUGUGAACGGCACAUCUGUGCAGUCUGCAGCCUCUCCUGCAACAUCCAGUUGCAACACAGCAAUUUCCAAUCGCUCUGAGACUGGUUCCAUCAAUAUUGGAGAUAUUGGCAGCUCUGAAGCGUCUGUUCCACAAGAAUGCCUCAUUAAAGUUAUUAGUGCCAUGAGAAUUGAAGAUGGUUUGAAAACCAGCUACGCGAAGCAAAAUUUACCCUCUGAUCUUUCAACACCGAGUAACAGUGGAGAUAUUGCUAACUCCCAGUCACAUUCUGGAAAGUUCUGUGAGGAAUUUGUGUCUAAGAAUUUUGACAUUAAUAACUCUUAUUUGUUUCCAAAUAAUCUGUCACCAGACAAAGCUACAGAUCUUUAUUCACAUGUUUCAGAGAACAGACAAAAGAAAUUUGUAACGAAGGAGAACCCGAUACAGUCUCAGAGCCCCACAGCAAUUGAAGGUACAUCUUUAUCACUAAAUGAAACUUUAUCCCAAGAGAACAACCUCACUGAUUCUUUAUCUUGUUCUUCGAAUAAUCUCAGUUCCAUUGAAGCUAAUCGUGCUGAAGUGUCUGACAUAUAUUUUAAUGUUUCCAAAGACAGUUCCGCCUGUCUGGAAGAUGGAUCUGAUAAUUCUAUUGAGAUGAACUAUUGCAGUAAAAGCGACAUAACAUCAGCACUAAGCGAAAACUACUGCCAUGGCAUCACAAAUGAUUCUAAAAACCAAAACAGUCUCAAUAGUUCUGUUCAUUCUGACCUCUCCCUGAAUUCUAGCUCCCUCUCUGACCUCAUUCCUGUGUCUUCAGAUUCUUGGCAUUUUCUCGCAGAAUACCCUGAGGGAAAUAAGGAAGAUUCUAAUAUUACUCUGUCGGAUUCUUAUUUAUGGAAUACCUCGUGUGAUUCAGAAUUGUCCAAUUCUUGGUGCUAUACUUCUCAAAAUUCUCUCAAUAAACUGCCAGAUUCCUCUAUUUAUCAAUGUUCCACACCUUGCAGAGCUGAUGAAGCUCUGCCUCUUAACAAGACUCCUGACAUUAAUAAAGCGCAUGCCUUGCCUCAGUCUGAUAGUCCAUUAACAAAUAUUUCUAGAAUUUUAAAAGGUAUUUUUGUCAAAGACGUUUCACCUGUACAAACCCCCUUCAAUUCUCCCUUGCAUCUUGGCCAAAAUGAACAAAACCACAGAACCAUUUCAACUCCUUCCUCUAUUGAUAACAGAGAAAAUAUGUCUGCUAUACAAGAGGAAAGCGUUCUGUCUUUUAGGAAAGAAUUACCUAGCAGCAAUGAGAGCGAAACCAAUGUGAUGACCCCUGAUUCACAACAAAUCAGUCCUAUUGGGAAUAGGGGCCUUGAAUCCUUAAUGAACAACCUCAAUUUAAGUUCUAACACCAUUUCCAAAGAAACUUCACCAAUACUGUCUUUGGAAACUCAGAAGAAAAGCACUGCAGCUACUCUGAGUUCUUCAGAGCCAGCCAUUGCAGUUUCAAAGCCAAAAGCUAAAAAGUCCAAAAGCAAAGUCUUAGAGUCAAAAUCUAGCGACUCCGAAGUGGCGCUAGCAAAAAGGAAGAAAUUAAGACGGCGUGCUUUAAGCAUUAUUCCUUUAAAACUAGAUAGAGUGACUGAGGAACCAGUAAAGGAUGUCAAUGUUGUAGAUAUGGAAUGUUUUCAGGAAUCUACCAGCUCUUUGGAAUUUAGGUCUGCUGAAGAAACCAAUCAAAGUUCGUCUAGUUCCAAAGUUAAACAACUCAGAACCCGAAAGUCUGCGAGUUAUUCCAACGAACCAAUGAAAGAUCUCAGUGUUGUGCACAUGGAAUGUUGCAGUAACGAAAUGGCCGUACUUCUGGAAGUUAACCCAGCGGCGGAGGAGGAAGAAGAAAAUGACCAAAGUGUGUCUGUUUCUAAUGUGAAACCACGAAAAGCUCGAAAAUCAGUUCGUAAUUUGAGGGAAACAAAUUCAAGGACGAGAGGUUCAAAAUCCAAAACUGUGCAAAACAAUAACAAGGAGCAUUCUGGAGCAAAGCUAAACGAUGUUGAAAUGAAUUCUUCUCAAGAAUCUUCCAACACCACAUCAUUUCGCAGAUGCAGCAAGCGAAAAUCAAUUGAAGUCUCUUUGAUGCUAAGUAAAAAACAAGAACCUGAUUUGAAGGUUGUUACAGAUGAGGAAAAUGUCAAUGGUCUGAAAGAGGUUUACCUGCAGAAGAACUACAAACCCAUCAAGGCGGUUCAACUGGAAACCAUUUACGAGUGCCCGACUAAAAAAGGGCCCAGCACCUUGUUCGGCAAGAAGAAAAUGUCCAGAACUCUCAACUUUGAGUCAAAUCCUGUCAAGUUAAAAUACAGGAGGAAGAAAGCUUUGAAAAAUUGGCCGUUUAUGUUUGAUGUCUUGGAUGCCGCUGAUAAACGGCAGAUGAUAUUUUGUGACGAAAUCUGAAUCAAUCUUAUCAGAUCAAAUCACAUUUUCUCACACACACAGAUCUACACAUGUCAUUACAUACACACAUGUUUAUACAAACACACACAUGAAUAUACACAUCUCUCUGUGUCUCUCUCCCCCUCCC